Molecule: messenger RNA, 1328 nt
Organism: Spea bombifrons (plains spadefoot toad)
Lineage: Eukaryota; Metazoa; Chordata; Amphibia; Anura; Pelobatidae
Product: mast cell carboxypeptidase A-like
Exons: 11
Coding region: 1-1263 (420 amino acids)
Biological process (GO): proteolysis
Molecular function (GO): zinc ion binding; metallocarboxypeptidase activity
Source: RefSeq, a predicted model, not a curated record
AUGUCCUCUACCCCGACUGUCCAGUCUACCCCGACCAUCCAUCGCAGCUUCGCCAUUAUGGUGGAAGUUCGGCAACAGGUCAUUGAAAAAGUAUUCCGGGUGAUUCCAAAAAAUGAAGAAGAAGUACUUUUUAUUAAAUAUUUGGGCAGUGUAAUGCAGUUGGAUUUCUGGAAACCCAGAUCAUCUGAUUUUAUGAUCCCUGAUCAUUCUGUGGAUUUCCGUGCUGGUGCAGAGGAAGCUAAAGCAAUAAUCCAUCUCUUGGACCAAAAAGAAAUUAAGUAUAAAAUUCUCUUAGAAAAUGUACAAGACAUAAUUGAAGAACAGUUUAAAAAAAGUAGAAUACUCAAAGAUUCUGUGAAAACCCCUAAAUAUCUGCCAUGGGAAAAGAUUAGUAUGUGGGCAUAUUCCAUUUCUUUGAAGAAUCCAAAGCUAGUGUCUUACGUGGAGAUUGGAAAUACAUAUGAAGGAAGACCUAUGAUACUUCUCAAGAUUGGUUCCCAGAAGGCUAAUAAAAAGAUUAUUGUCUUAGAAUGUGGUACGCACGCAAGGGAGUGGAUCUCGCCAGCUUUCUGCCAGUGGUUUGUAAAUGAGGCAGUCAGAACAUAUGGAAAAGAUAAAUCUAUGACUAGGUUGUUGGACACUGUAACGUUCCAUGUCCUUCCUGUGUUUAACAUUGACGGCUACGUUUGGACAUGGACUGAGGAUCGCAUGUGGAGAAAAAAUCGUAAGCCUAAUGAUAAAUGUGUUGGCACUGACCUCAACAGGAACUUCAACAUAUCCUGGAACAGUGUUGGUACAAGUGACAACCCAUGUUAUGACGAUUAUGCCGGAUCUGGUCCUGUUUCGGAAGUGGAGACACAAGCACUCACUGCAUAUAUCCGUGAAAAUCUCUCAUCUAUCAAAGCUUAUAUUUCUUUCCACUCCUACGGCCAAAUGUUAAUGUACCCUUAUGGAUUUACAAAAAAGAAACCACCGAACCAUAAAAAGUUGAAGAAAAUUUCUGGUGCUGCUGUAAAAGCGUUAUCUGGCCUCUAUGGGACCAACUACACAUAUGGACCUAUAGCAUCAACUAUCUACCAAGUUUCGGGUUCCUCUAUUGACUGGACUUACGAAGAAGGCAUCAAAUAUUCUUUUGUCUUUGAGCUAAGAGAUGAUGAUGUUUAUGGCUUCCUCCUUCCAGAAUACCUGAUAAAACCAACUUGCAAGGAAACUAUUCUGGCUGUGAAAGUAAUUGCAAACUAUGCUACAGGCCUGGAUACAUAAGAAGUUUUUUUGGUUUUUUUUGCUUGCAUGAAUUAAACUUUCAAUAAGAUGUGUUUGAACUAAAU